UCACGCCUCACGCCCACCUCAGUCCUCACGCCUCACGCCCGCCUUAGUCUUCAGUCCUCACGCCCCCCUCAGUCCUCACCCGCCGUUUCCAUCUCCAUUGAUCCAUCUCCAUCUCCAUCGCCGUUUCAGCCUUUCUGGAUUUUGAUUUUGGGGGGCGGACGGGACCGUUUCAGGCUUUCAACUUUCCUCAAUAUCAACGACUCAUCUCCAUCUCCAUAUGGAUGAUUUGCAAGAUGGUGUUGGAGUAAAUUUAGAGUCAGGCAGCACUACCGCAUCCGCUGCUGCUACUAUUGAUGCACCUAUUGGAUUGGCGUUGGAGGAGGAUGUUGAGCCUGAAGCUAAUUCUAAGAAUCCGACCAACAUUUCUAAACGUAAAAGGAAGCAUACUUCUGUUGUCUGGAACCAGUUUGAAAGGCUUCCAAUGGGUGCAGACCAUGAGCUAAAAGCCAAAUGCAAGGAGUGUGGUGUGGUGUAUAUGGCUAAUAGCAAGAAUGGGACUGGAAGCAUGCGACGUCACAUACAAUCAUGUGUACAUAGAGACACGCGUGACGUAGGCCAACUAUUGAUAUCACAAGACAAAGGGACUUUAGCAUUGAGUGCAAAGAGGUUUGAUGCUGAACACUUUCGUGAAUAUAACAACAGCAAUCAUUUUGCAUGACCUUCCAUUCUCAUUUGUUGAAUAUGAAGCUAUUACGGCGACUUACCAAUAUUUGCAUCCUGAGAUAACUUUGGUAACUAAAAAUACUUUAAAGACAGAUGUCCAAAAAAUAUUUUCUCAGGAAAAAGCAAGAAUAAAAUCUAUGUUGGAGUUGAGCCCCGGUAGAAUUUGUUUGACAUCUGAUUUGUGGACUUCCAUAGUUACAAAUGGAUAUUUGUCAUUAACUGCCCAUUUUAUUGAUAAAGAUUGGGUAUUGCAAAAGAAGAUUUUGAAUUUUUGCUUCAUGCCAUCACCACAUACCGGUAUUUCAUUGUCUGAAAAACUUUAUGCAUUAUUGUGUGAGUGGGGAAUUGAAUACAAGGUUUUCACUCUUACUUUGGACAAUGCCUCUGCUAGUGAUGUGUCUGUUGAUCUGUUGAAGAAUCAGUUGAUUGAAAAUAAUGCACUUAUUUCUGAUGGUUCUUUUUUUCAUAUUCGUUGUUGUGCACAUGUUUUGAACCUUGUAGUGCAAGAGGGGUUGAAAGAUAUUGAUUCAGUGGUUAAAAAGAUUUGUGAGAGUGUGAAGUAUGUAAGAGGGUCCCAAAUUAGAAAGAAGAAGUUUUUAGAGUGUGUAAAUCUUGUGGGUCUUGAUUCUAAGAGAGGUUUGAGGCAAGAUGUACCUACAAGAUGGAACUCAACAUUCCUCAUGCUUGACAGUGUUUUGUAUUAUCGACUAGCAUUUUGUCAUUUAGAAUUGAGUGAUUCUAACUACAAGGACUGUCCUGAUCCAUAUGAAUGGGAAAAGGCCGAGAAAAUUUGUGAAUUUUUGGAACCCUUUUAUAAUAUCACUUGUGUUUUUUCGGGAGUUAAAUACCCCACUGCAAACUUGUACUUUCCAACUGUGUACACAAGUUAUUUGUCCUUGAAGAAAUCUGAGAGAAGUGAAGAUGCAUAUUUGUCUGCUAUGGCAAAAGCAAUGCUUAUCAAGUUUGAGAAGUAUUGGAAAGAUUUCAGUUUGAUAUUGGCAAUUGCGAUAGUGCUUGAUCCUCGUUACAAGUUGAAUUUUGUAGAUUAUGCGUAUGGCAAUGUUUAUGGAAUGAAAGGGUCACCUCAAUUUUUAGAAGUUAAGAGAAAUUUGGAGUUGUUUACUGAAUACUCUAAGAGCAAGGGUUCUACAAUAAAUGUUGUGACUUCACUUCCUACUCCUAUUGCUAAAAACCCAACACAAAAGUUUUUACAGAGGCAAACCAAAGUAUUGAAGGAGUUCAACAACUUUGAAAGCCAAGAGCAAUCUGUCAUGCAGAAAUCAGAGUUAGAAGUUUAUUUGGAUGAGCCAAGAGUACAAGGGAGUGUUGAGUUGGAUGUUCUUGAAUUUUGGAAAGGAAAUUAGUUUCGCUAUCCGGAGCUUUCUUACAUGGCUCGUGAUAUCCUAAGUAUCCCAAUAUCUACUGUAGCAUCUGAAUCUGCCUUUAGUGUUGGAGGACGAGUAUUGGAUCAAUAUAGGAGUUCACUUAAACCUAUCGUAGUUGAGGCAUUGGUGUGUACUAGGGAUUGGCUAUUUGGAGAUAAAGAAAAUAACAAAUCGAUUCGGAAAGCUGUGGAUGAAAUUACUGAAGAUGUUUUUACUUUGGAUAUCAAUGAGCCCACUACUGGUUCAUCUCAAAAUUCUCACAACCUCAACACCUCAAAUGCAAUGGAAGGUUAAAGCAACUGGAAACUAAUUUUGGUUUUUAGAGCGUAUGUUGGACAUUCAACCUCAAGGCUCAAAGAAGACAUUUUCCUAUAUUUAUCUUAUGUUUUAUACACUUAAAUAUUCAAAUAUUUGGUUAUGUUUUCAAACUUAUUUAAAUGUACUUGGUUAUGUUUUCAAACUUCUUUAGAUAUUUGGUAAUUGGUAUGUUUUGAAACAUAUGUCAUAAGUGAUGUUUUGGAUAUAUCACCUUAUUCCUCUCAUAUCCCAUCCAUGAUCUUGUGAAUUGUAGACCUACUAUUUCUCAGCCAUUUGCCCUGUUGAUUAUACUUUGUUUUCCCUUGUACUGGUUACUCAAAACUAAAUUUCAUUAUCACGAGGAGGAUAUUAUAUUAUAAACAUUUGUUGUUAAUGUGUUUGAGUGUAAUUUUUUAUGCCU
Messenger RNA from Morus notabilis, 2766 nucleotides. Its product is annotated as zinc finger BED domain-containing protein RICESLEEPER 2. The transcript is spliced from 5 exons. Lineage: Eukaryota; Viridiplantae; Streptophyta; Magnoliopsida; Rosales; Moraceae. Gene Ontology annotation, molecular function: DNA binding. The record is from RefSeq and is a predicted model, not a curated record. The coding region runs from base 612 to 2027 and encodes 471 amino acids.